AUGGCUGAGCUGUGUUUGUCAAGAAGCUGCAUUUCACAGAUUUAUCGCGUCGUUUGCACUGAUUUUAUUCUGUUGUUUUCUUUCGUUUUCUGUCACCCUCUUUACUUGUCAUACUUCGUUUUCUUCUCACCGUAUCUUUACAAACUAGUGUCGUUUCUUUCUCCUCUUUUCGUUACAAUCUCUCUGGUUCUCUUGGCUCUCAUUUUAGAUAAUUUUACGCCUAAGUUGUUUCAGCCUGGCAGCAGUUUUCUGCUCUCGGCAUUCUCUGCAGUUUUCGACGUAUUGAGCUCAAAAUGUGCCGAGGAUUUUCAGGAUUUCGAGGAGCUUGAAGUGUAUAAAAUCGUGUUUUUGUUGGAUGAGAGUCAUGAGACCGAGACGUCUGGUUCUGAUCUAGUGGAAAGCUCAGAAGCUGAAGUAUCCGAGCCUGAGUGCGAAGAAAAAUACUGUCUCGAAGAUGUUCAUCACAUUCUUGCUCUCAGUCCAGGCUCCGAGACUCGGUCAAGUACGUUAUACUUAGCCGAGGCUACUGAAUUCCCAUUGAUUGAGGAAAAGAAAGAAAUGUUGCAUUCCACUUUGGAAAAAGAAGUUGAUUGUCAAGCCGCGAUUUUCAAUAAAGUUUUUGACGUGGAGCAAGAAUCCGAGGCUGUGGAUAUUAACAUCGACUGUAUAAACGUCGCAAAAGAACACGCAGGUACUGUAAAAUCGCGGAUAGACUCGUACAACAAAAUUGUCAAAAAAGCCGUUACAAAUGAACGGCGUGCUCUGAGUUUCGACCACGAGGGUUCAAAUCUCGCGAGCUACGGGUCCAUGAGAAAGGAAAAGGAAUGGAAGAGAACGUUAGCGUGCAAAUUAUUCGAGGAGCGACAUUCUAAUGUGGUGGGAGGAGGCGAAGGAAUGGACUCGCUUUGGGAGACAUAUGAGUCCGAUUCGACCAAGCCUACACGAAAAGAUGUAAAAAACAAGAACACGAAGAAAAAAACUUAUGAUCUCGACUAUAAUUGCAAUGCAGAUGAAGACGAUGAUGAAAUCGAGAUGACGAACGGGCAUCUUUGCUGUUUGCAAGCGUUCAAAUUCUCUGCAAGGAAGAUGAAUAUGGGAAUGGGAAGGAGUAACAUUGUUAAAAUUACCAAGGCCCUUAAAGGGAUCGGUUGGUUGCAUAAUGUUAAGAGGCAUGACAAAAAGGAGAAACCUUGA
Molecule: messenger RNA, 1194 nt
Organism: Daucus carota subsp. sativus
Lineage: Eukaryota; Viridiplantae; Streptophyta; Magnoliopsida; Apiales; Apiaceae
Exons: 1
Coding region: 1-1194 (397 amino acids)
Source: RefSeq, a predicted model, not a curated record